This is a messenger RNA of Iphiclides podalirius (scarce swallowtail), 711 nucleotides long. The record is from the annotation of a GenBank genome assembly. Lineage: Eukaryota; Metazoa; Arthropoda; Insecta; Lepidoptera; Papilionidae.
AUGGAUCUUCCAGACAGUGUUAAUUCCGACUUUCUUAACUUCUGGAAGCCCGACUUUGAGCUGACGAAUAGAUUUACUGGUUGCGCUAUCAUAUGUCUCUCCACCAAAUUGAAUCUCAUCGAACCUGACGGCAGCCUCCAUCACGGUAACACUGAGGAGUUUGCCAAGAAGCACGGGGCUGACGAAGCCAUGGCGAAGCAGCUCGUAGGUCUAUUGCAUCAGUGCGAGCAGUCCGCACCGGAAAACCCGGACGCCUGUUUAAAAGUACUGGACAUUGCGAAAUGUUUCAAAUCCGAAAUUCAGAAGCUGAAUUGGGCUCCAGACAUGGAACUGAUACUAGGAGAGGUUUUGGCUGAGUUGAACCUCCCGGACAGCAUUUAUGCCGACUUCUACAACUUUUGGACCGAAGGGUAUCAGUUCAAAAGCAAUGCAACUGGCUGUGCCAUGAUUUGUAUUUCCGCGAGACUGAAUCUCAUCGAUCCGGGCGCCGACGCCCGUAUUAAUCUCAAACACCUCGAGAAGUUAAUCAUGAGAAAUGGAGCAGACGUAGGUACUGCGAGACAGAUUAUGUAUUUUCUUUACAAAUGCGAGAAGACCGCCACCGAUGAGCCGAACGACUGCACGCGUGUACUGAGGAGGACGUAUUGCUUUAGGGACGAAAUCCAGAAACUCAAUUGGGCCCCGGACAUGAAGUACCUGUGGAAACCAUUA